This is a messenger RNA of Solanum dulcamara, 717 nucleotides long. RefSeq lists its product as uncharacterized. Lineage: Eukaryota; Viridiplantae; Streptophyta; Magnoliopsida; Solanales; Solanaceae. The record is from RefSeq and is a predicted model, not a curated record. The coding region runs from base 1 to 717 and encodes 238 amino acids. The transcript has a single exon.
AUGGUGAAUGAUAAGUGGUUGGAUGUUAUGCCUGUAACCCCUAUUACUCAUCUAGCUUCCACAGGAUCUGACCAUUGUCCUCUUCUCUUGGAGUGUGUUAACAGACAAGUCAAAACCAUCAAGUACUUCAAGUUCCUGCAAUGCUGGGUGGACAAUGAUGCUUUCUUAGACACUGUGAAGACAUGUUGGGAGAGACCUAUUGAAGGGAGCCCUAUCAGAAGAUUUCAUCAAAAACUGAAAAGAGUCUCAAACACUCUUAGCAAUUGGUCUAGACAGCAGUAUGGGGAUAUUUUUACCACCAUGAAAGACUUUGAAGAGAAAGUCAGGAAUGUUGAGGAUUCCAUCAUCAAUGACAACUCUGAAUCAAAUAGAACCAAUCUCAGUCUUAUCAAUACACAGUAUAGUAGGUACCUAAAGGUUGAACAAUCCAUCUUUAAACAAAAAACACAAUUGCAGUGGUUUAAGGAUGGGGAUGCCAACUCCAAGUACUUUCAUGCUAUUAUAAGGGGAAGAAGAAGGAGGUUAUAUAUUCAUAGCAUCAGUGAUGAGAAGGAGAAUAUUAUUCAAGGGGAUGAAGAUAUAGCCAAGGCUGCAUGUGACCAUUUUGUAAAGAUUUUCAUUGGAGACAACAAAAUUAUCAAUGAGGAAGUUAUCAGUUGCAUUCCUAGGAGUGUCACUGAGCAACAAAACCUGUUGAGUGCCUUACCAACAAAAUAG